AUGAUCAUCUUCAUAAUAUUCCUAAUCAGCUUGAAGCAUCUUUUCUUACUUCCAGUAGUUUCCAUCCCCUUCUGUGAGGAUCAUUCCUUAGGGAGUUCCUUCUCAGACAUCUUUGAUUUAGAACCAAUAUUUGAAACUAUAACUCCAACACUCAAUAGCCCUUCAAGUUCAACUCAAAAAUCAAAAGCUCCAUUAACAGCUAGUGACAAUCUGAAUGAUUUCAAACAUGAGCUUACAUACAGCUUGGAUGACAUAAAGCCAAUUGAUAUGCUGGAGCUUAGGAAACUUUUCAAUGUUCCUUCAACCCAAGAAGAAAUAUAUCAAGCUGAACAAGAAAUGGGAUUGAAAUCAAAUCCCAUCAUAGAAAGCAAUAUAUCACCAACAGAAAAUUAUUUAUUAGCUGAUGGAACAGAAACAAGUCAUGAAAGGCUCAAUCAACACCAAUCAAUAGAGCCCUUGGUAUUGUCUAACCCAAAUGUGGGGGAAGCGACAGGGUCUGGUACCAAACCAAAAGCUCUGAGCCUCACUUUUUCAGCAUUAAAAAAGAAGCGCAAAGCAACAGUUGAAUUUCAAGAGAACAGAAAAAAUAAGAAACAAAUUCAAGUGAUACAAGAUCCAAAGUAUCACUACUAUGUAAAGGAAAACACAUUUAAUGCGGUCCUGCAAUGGCAAUGCAGGUUACUUUUAGCCAAGAGAUACAAGAUCUCUGAAAAUAUUGAGGACUUUUUUGAAGGUUUAAAAGAAUCUUCAAGGUCUAGGUUCAAGUAUGCUGUGGGACCAUCUAGUGUCAUACACAACUUACAGACAAUAGCUUUUAAAAGACUUCAAACUCAUUUUGUCCCAGGGGUCCUAGGUGCUUUUAAGAUAGUCUUCCAAAGACAUGUUGAAGCAGAAUGGAUGCACUCAUUGAUUCUUGAUCUGUGGGAAUAUCUCCAAAGGUAUCUCAAUACAGAGUUCUCAUUUUCACCAAAAGCAGACAUCACCAAAUUAUCUGAAAGGCAAAAAAGACAAUCACACAGUCAUAUAAAGCCUGGAAACCUCCUUGAAUACACAUUGCAUCUUUCACAAGGUGUUCCACCAUCAUCAAAAAUCAUAUAUCAAAAGCUUCAGGAGUGGGCUGAUACAACCAGCUACAAAUGUUUGGUUUCUGGAAUCAUGAAAGAUUAUUGGUCAUUUGUGGAACAGUCUGAUGUCUGUUACAAACAAAAAGGAGAUGAGAAGACUGUAUAUCGCAAAAAAGAUAAAAAGAGUAAGAAUCUUGAAUAUGAACAGGAAAACAUGGUAACAAAUCAUGACAAAAGAAGAAAAGACUCUGGCUCAGGAACCUCAAGAACUGAUUUUAUCUAUGGUCUUGAGUAUCUAGGACAACAGCUUCAUUAUGAUAUAGAAUCAAUGAGUCAGCCAGGCAUAGAUGGAGAAUCUCAUUCAAAAAUUAAUCUCAAAAGAUCAGAUAUUGGCAAUACAGAUAUGGUCCACAAGAAAUGGAAGUUAAUUCAACUUGGGAUGUCAUAUAUCAAAGUGGAUGGGAAUUCCUAA
Melampsora larici-populina 98AG31 is the source of this 1536-nucleotide messenger RNA. RefSeq lists its product as uncharacterized. Bases 1 to 1536 code for a protein of 511 amino acids. The record is from RefSeq and is a predicted model, not a curated record. The transcript is spliced from 3 exons. NCBI's taxonomy places the organism in Eukaryota, Fungi, Basidiomycota, Pucciniomycetes, Pucciniales, Melampsoraceae.